AUGCAUCUCCAUUUCACCACCAUCAUCUGGACCGUCGCCUUCGCAGCCAAGGUGAACGCGGCCCUGGCCGCUGAUGUGAAAGCCGUUUGCUCGACCUUGUAUUCGAGGUAUCCGACGCUGCUCGUUUGGGAUCCUCUCGGCCCCGAAGCCAUCUCGUCCAUUUUGCGCGCCGAAAACUACUACAGCGCCCAUUUCGAUUACUGGAACGCCGCGAGCUCCCGUAACCGCCCGUCCUGUGCCUUUUUUCCGUCAAACGCAGAACAGGUCUCUUUCGCCGUCCAGACUCUCAACGCGCAUCCUGCUGUCAGGUUUGCGCUCAAGUCAGGGGGUCACAACCCCAAUCUGGGCUUCUCCAACGUCGACAAGGGUGUGUUGAUCGCCUUUCGGCCAAACUCGCAGUUCGCCUAUCCUUCUCCCGACGGCCAGAGUGUCGUGGUGGGAGCCGGAUGCAAGUGGGAGGACGUUUACGCCGUGCUGGAGCCCCUGGGGAAGACUGCCGUCGGCGGUCGGCUCGGCGAUGUCGGCGUCACAGGCUUCGUUCUCGGCGGUGGGCUGUCGUAUCUGUCGGCCCAGUACGGAUUGGCGUGCGAUAAUGUGGUGAGUUUCGAAUGCGUCUUGGCAAACGGUACCGUUGUCACGGCCAGCUCGUCGUCUCAUCCGGAGCUAUUCUUUGCGCUGCGCGGCGGCGGUAACCAGUACGCCAUAGUGACGAGGAUGACGCUCAAGACGUAUGACAUCGGCGAGCAUGCAACGAUCUGGGGCGGUGUUCGAACGUAUGCUGCCGGCAGUCAGUCGGAGAUCCUGUCAGCUGUCACCAACUUCACGGCCGGAAACAGGGACCCAAAGGCUGCUAUCAUUCCGACGUUCAACUACGCAGCCAUACUGGGAAUCAGCAUCCCCGUUGCUCUUGUCUUCUUCUUUUAUGACGGGCUGAUGCCUCCUGUCGGCGUCUUCGACAACUUUGACUCAAUUAUGCCCCUGACAGACAACACGAGGAGAAGAAGCUACGGGAGUCUCACAAAUAUGGUGCUUGGCGGCAACCUGAAAGGGCUGCGGUUUCAGAUCCGCGAGAACACUUUCCCGAAUAUGCCGGCAGAGGCCAUGCAUGCGUUCCUCAGCGACCACUCGAUGCUCAUGGACAAAAAGUCUGCCAAGGGUGCCAUCCUGGACCUCAUAGAUGUCAGGCUAAUGUCGUUUGCCGUCCAACCAAUGCCACGAGGAAUUGCACAGGCUUCCAGAGCCCACGGUGGUGGGGGAAAUGCACUGGGCUUAAAGCCAGAACACGGAGACCGCGUCUGGGUGGAAUACGACAUCGCUUGGGCGAGUCCUCUGUGCGACGAGCAGUGCCCGGCGUACUUUGUCAAGGCCGUAGAGUCGAUGCACGAGCUGCAUACUAAAAAGUAUGCUGGGAUUGCGCCGACACAUUACGAGCAAGGCGACUUGACUUUUGUUAGCUAUAAUCCAAUUUUUAUGAACGACGCCAUGUACGACCAAGACGUCCUGAGGAGCUAUGGAUCGGAGAACUACGCGAGACUACGAUCGACCCACGAAGUCUAUGAUCAGCAAGGCUUCUUCUCGAAAAGACAGGGAGGAUUCAAGUUUGGGUGA
Messenger RNA from Drechmeria coniospora, 1608 nucleotides. RefSeq lists its product as uncharacterized. Lineage: Eukaryota; Fungi; Ascomycota; Sordariomycetes; Hypocreales; Ophiocordycipitaceae. The coding region runs from base 1 to 1608 and encodes 535 amino acids. The record is from RefSeq and is a predicted model, not a curated record. The transcript is spliced from 3 exons. Gene Ontology annotation, molecular function: FAD binding.